CUCCUUUGGCCGCCAGAUGUUAUUCCCUUGUCAAAGAGGAGACGGAUGAGGAGUUUGACUCCCGUUGGGCCACUUAUUUUAGCAACCCUGACAUUGAUGCCUGGGAGCUGAGGAAAGGCAUGAACACCCUGAUUGGGUAUGACCUGGUACCGGAACCCAAGAUACUGGACUCAGCUCUCAGGGCCUGUCGGAGAUUGAACGAUCUGGCGAGCGCCAUCCGUAUCCUUGAGGCCGUCCGGGACAAAGCAGGUCCUCACAAGGACAUCUAUCCCUACCUGAUCCAGGAGCUGAAGCCCACCCUCACAGAACUUGGCAUCUCAACACCAGAGGAGCUUGGAAUUGACAAGUUGUAGACAGUCAGGGACCUUUUCUCAUGAAGAGACAAGUUCUCCUGAUUUUCUCCUGUUGAAAAUGUCAAUAUUGUUAAUUCAAAGUUUUCUCUCCUGUUGUGUACAAAUUAAAGGAAAUAUUAAUCACUUUA
Molecule: messenger RNA, 481 nt
Organism: Austrofundulus limnaeus
Lineage: Eukaryota; Metazoa; Chordata; Actinopteri; Cyprinodontiformes; Rivulidae
Product: cytochrome c oxidase subunit 5A, mitochondrial
Biological process (GO): mitochondrial electron transport, cytochrome c to oxygen
Cellular component (GO): respiratory chain complex IV; mitochondrial inner membrane
Source: RefSeq, a predicted model, not a curated record